Messenger RNA from Lentinula edodes (shiitake mushroom), 1401 nucleotides. RefSeq lists its product as uncharacterized. NCBI's taxonomy places the organism in Eukaryota, Fungi, Basidiomycota, Agaricomycetes, Agaricales, Omphalotaceae. The record is from RefSeq and is a predicted model, not a curated record. The coding region runs from base 337 to 1083 and encodes 248 amino acids. The transcript has 6 exons.
UAGUACCAUAGUCUUACUUGUAAUGAAGCGUAUAAACAAAAAAACAUGACCAUAAUCCAACUCCUACGCUCUCAAGUAGUUCAUUCCCUCACUUUUCUCGAAGGGCCCAGCUGGCCCAGACGGAAAUUGCUUCUCUCACUAGCUCGCCUUUUGUUAUGUACAUAAACUGAUCCGUCGCUCGUUCAGAUUACCCUCGGAACAUUAUCAUGAUCUGCGUUGCCGAAACAAGUCCACCAUAUAAAGCAUAAAUGUCUCGAGUAAACCCAAAAUUCUCCCCAGCUUGUUCACCACUCUUUGCCGGUCAAGGAGUUGUAUCUUCAAGUUGCUUCUUCCCCAAUGUUCAAGACUUUCUAUAUUGCCGUCACUGUCGUUAGUCUCCUGACUGCGACUUACGCCAUCCCAGUCAAAGAGCGUGGAGUAGUGAGACGUUUUUUCCAUGAUAUGGUCGAGAAAGGGUUCGUCAGAGAGAUCAAUGACACUUACAAAUAUACACCAGACGAGAUGAAUGCGCUCUGCUCUCAACAAUUGUCGUUGUCGUCGAAGGACUAUGGUCACUAUCUCCAGGAACAUCUUCCCGUCAAAGUUGCGGAGAUGUCUGGCCUGGGGAAAUACAAGGGUUACGACAGAAGAAAUCUGAUCAUUAAAUCUUUCCCAUCCGAUAAAGACGUAUCUGCUCUGGGAGAGAUUCAAGCGCUCAGGUUGAUGGGUGAUCUGGUCGAUUUUGGCAAGGACUCGGAAGGAAAGCCUAUCAUUAUCAUGAAAAGGCAGGACGGCAGCCUCCUAGAGGAAUUGGAGGCAUAUAAGACAGCCAAUGAUGAGCAGAAAAGGAAGAUAAGAGAGGAAACAUUCAAGUUAGCUUGUUCUAAGGCUGCAUCCGAGGCCGUUCACAAGGGUGUUUGGCAUAAUGAUAACCAUUGGGGUAACAUCUUGAUCACAGACGUCGAGAGUGGAUCCGUGAAAUCCGUGAAGCUCAUUGACUACGGCGGCGAUUUCAAUAACUAUCUUGUUUACGGCGAAGGACGUGACUUGGAGCAUGAAUCAAGCUUUAACGGCUAUUGCCACCUGGUUUGGGACAGGAACUGACUUGACAAAUGGACUCUAACCUAUUCAAUCUAAUCCUUCGUGAGCAACGAACUUUUGUCGGGAUGAGUACUGUCGGUGGCAGUGGGCAACACACGCUUCUGUGUUGGCCCGCUUAGUCAUCCUUAAAUUUAAGCGCGCUCUGCCAAAAGUCUAAAAACAAUUUCCGGUUGAGAUAACUCUUGCUACAAUCAUUAGUUUCUUCGAAUUGAGUGUCAGAUGAGAUAAAAUAGUAUAUAUCUAGGGCGUCUUGGAACAGAUUUGCUUAAUUCAAAAAAUUGACACAAAUUGUAAUCAGUGCAGUAUAGCUUCAAUAACAAG